UUGCACAUUCUUUACUGCGACGAGCACAUAUGUGUUGUGAACAAACCCAGUGGAAUUCUCAGUGUGCCCGGUCCACGCCGGAAUCCAUCUAUCGCCAACUUAGUGUAUGAAAUUUUAAAUCCACCCAUUGACAUUGAUCAGAUGGUGGUUCAUCGGAUUGAUAUGGAUACGAGCGGCGUCCUGGUGUUUGCCCUCACUGAGUUGGCGCUCCGUCAGUUGCACGAUGACUUUCGAUCGCGCCGCGUCAAGAAAACGUACGAGGCCUUGUUGGCGGGACAUUUUCGCAAAGCGACACAGGUCGAGAUCGACGUCGCGCUAGAACGCGAUCCUUAUCACCCACCUUUUAUGCGUCGAUAUUGGGAACCGCAAAGAUCAGCCACCUAUUCACGUCAAUUUUCGCAAAUUUAUCAACCAAGCGCCCAAGCCCACCUUCCCGUUUCGAGAGUCCAUAUGUCACCCCACACGGGCCGUACACACCAGUUGCGAGUGCACGCCGCUGCUUUGGGAUACCCGAUUAUAGGAGAUGACAUUUACGGCUUUGAAGGAGAAGGUGAUUGCGGCGUGAACAGUACCAUUUUGGAUCAACUCAUCCCCAAUCGAAUGUCUUUGCACCAACAACUGCAGGAGCUGCAGUUGCCGCUCUGUUUGCACGCCAAACAACUGUGUAUAUUUCAUCCCUUCAGCGGAGCACCCAUGAUUUUCGAAUGUGAAGCCCCCUUUUGA
This is a messenger RNA of Phaeodactylum tricornutum CCAP 1055/1, 723 nucleotides long. RefSeq lists its product with no specific name. Gene Ontology annotation, biological process: pseudouridine synthesis. The record is from RefSeq and is a predicted model, not a curated record. The transcript has 3 exons. Gene Ontology annotation, molecular function: pseudouridine synthase activity; RNA binding. The annotation marks the transcript as partial. Lineage: Eukaryota; Bacillariophyta; Bacillariophyceae; Surirellales; Neidiaceae.